GAAGAUAAACUAUUAAUGCAAAGUAUAGAAGAGGAACCUGAUCCGGAGAACCCGAUUUGGGUUAAUGUUGAAAAAAAAUUUGCUGGAAAAAGAAGUGCGAAGCAAAUUAGAGAGAGAUGGUCCAACCAUCUUUCUCCAUCAAUCAAAAAAAGAGAGUUUAAUGAUGAUGAACGAAAAAUUAUCGAGGAAGAAUUCAAAAAGAAUAAAUUCAAAUGGGCCAAAUGGCCCAAAAUUGCUUCUAAGUUAGAGAAUGCAACACCACUAAUGGUCAAAAACUUUUGGCAUAAUAGGCUUAGGGUUAGGAAAAGACCUAUUAUUGUUAGGCAUCCUACAGAUUCCUUUUUCGCGGGGCAUCCUACAGAUUCCUUUUUCGCGGAACCGUCCAUUCCAGUUCAAGGGUUUUCGAGUGGACUAGUGUUUUCAGGUUUUGUCACUCUUGCCCGUGUUGCUAGCAUGGCAUGUAGUACUACGAGCUCUG
This is a messenger RNA of Racocetra persica, 478 nucleotides long. NCBI's taxonomy places the organism in Eukaryota, Fungi, Glomeromycota, Glomeromycetes, Diversisporales, Gigasporaceae. The record is from the annotation of a GenBank genome assembly.